AUGGGCUUCGGCAUGAACUACGCGCACCACCAGUGCGUGUCCGGGAUGGAAGUCAUGCUGGCGGACGGCGACGUGGUGCGGACGGGCCAGUUUGGCAUCAGCAACUCGCCGUCGGCCUUCCUGUCCAAGUUCACGUACGGCCCCUCGGUGGAGGGCUUGUUCGUGCAGAGCAAUCUCGGCGUCGUCACCAAGCUGUCGCUGUGGCUGACGCCGCAGCCGCAGGCGUAUAUGGCCUGCACCUUCUCCAUGCAGGAGUACGAGGGGCUGGAGGUCAUGGUUGAUGCCUUUGGCGAGAUGAAGCGGAACGGCACCAUCCACAGCUGCGUGUGGUUCACGAGCCUGAUCGAGACGCUCUGUAUCUCGGGCCGCCGCGAGGAUUACUGGAAGGGCCCCGGGCCCGUGCCAGACUGGCGGCUGGAGGAGCUGCGCAAGGAGACCGGCUUCGGGCACUGGUACGCCCGCUGGGGGCUGUACGGGCCGCAGCGCAUUGUGCAGGCGCAGUUUGACGAGAUCAAGGCUGUCAUGGAAGCGAGGGCGCCGACGGGGGAGAUCAGGGGGGUGCUGUAUGCGGCCGCCGCCGACGACGGCGGGCUGGACGCCGCGUCGGUGCCCAGUCCGCACGGCGAGAUGUUUGUGGGCGUGCCGUCGCUGUGGAGUCUGCCGCUGAUCAACUGGCCGAUUCCGAAGGACCGCCCGGGGAAAGCGGCGCACGGUGAUUACGCCCCCGUGAUCCCGUCGUCGGGCAAGGCCGUGCUCGAGUGGAUGAGGGUCAGCAAGCCGAUCUGCGAGGCCAACGGCGUUGAGCUGAUGGCCGACUUCUUCAUGCACGAGCGCCACGUCGUGCUGAUGAACAUGUUCACCUGGGACCAGACGGAUCCGGAGCAGAAGAGGAAGAUGGAGAGGCUGUACUACGGCCUGUACCAGGAGGCCAAGAAGCGGGGAUACGGCAUGUAUCGCGGACACGUCAAUCACAUGGACCUUAUUGCCAACCUGAACGAUUUCAACAACCACGCCUACAACCGGUUUGUCGAAAGGAUCAAGGACGCUGUCGACCCAAAUGGAAUUCUCGCCCCUGGCAAGCAGGGCAUCUGGCCGAAUAGGUUCCGACAUUUGAGGGAGACGCAGGAGCCAAAAGUCUAG
This is a messenger RNA of Chaetomium strumarium, 1140 nucleotides long. Its product is annotated as FAD-linked oxidase-like protein. The transcript is spliced from 3 exons. Gene Ontology annotation, molecular function: D-lactate dehydrogenase (NAD+) activity; D-lactate dehydrogenase (cytochrome) activity; flavin adenine dinucleotide binding. Gene Ontology annotation, biological process: lactate catabolic process. NCBI's taxonomy places the organism in Eukaryota, Fungi, Ascomycota, Sordariomycetes, Sordariales, Chaetomiaceae. Gene Ontology annotation, cellular component: mitochondrion. The record is from RefSeq and is a predicted model, not a curated record. The coding region runs from base 1 to 1140 and encodes 379 amino acids.